Colletotrichum truncatum is the source of this 540-nucleotide messenger RNA. RefSeq names its product mitochondrial inner membrane protease subunit. NCBI's taxonomy places the organism in Eukaryota, Fungi, Ascomycota, Sordariomycetes, Glomerellales, Glomerellaceae. Gene Ontology annotation, molecular function: serine-type endopeptidase activity. The record is from RefSeq and is a predicted model, not a curated record. Gene Ontology annotation, cellular component: membrane; mitochondrial inner membrane peptidase complex.
AUGAGCUUCCGAUUGUUAUGGGCGCGCGCACGAGGGAGCUUCCUCGGCGACACGACCGUCCGCCUCCUCGGUCUUGCGACCUGGGUUCCUGUUGUUAUAUGCUUUAACGACUAUGUCGCAACAGUGACAAAGAUUAGCGGUGGUUCUAUGUACCCGUAUUUCAAUGAGGACCGCAACAGUACCCUGACGCGAGAUCUCGUCCUCAAUUGGAGAUGGAACGCGCAGAACGACUUGAGGAGGGGCAUGGUUGUCACAUUCAGGAGCCCCUUUAACCCGGAGACCAUUGCAGUCAAGAGAAUAAUUGCGCUGGAGGGCGACAAUGUUGUAACAAGGCCACCGCACCCUCAGCCGGUUGUCAGAGUGCCGCAAGGGCAUAUCUGGGUCGAAGGUGACGGGCCUGCAGACCAAACGCUGGAUAGUAACACUUAUGGCCCCAUCUCAAUGGAGCUGGUCACUGGAAAGAUCAUUUGGUUUCUGUACCCGUGGCGGAAGUUCGGGAGCACAAGGUGGGAAGAAUACAAGGCCAAGCCAAGAUUCUGA